Molecule: messenger RNA, 1785 nt
Organism: Drosophila eugracilis
Lineage: Eukaryota; Metazoa; Arthropoda; Insecta; Diptera; Drosophilidae
Gene: ppk9
Product: sodium channel protein Nach
Exons: 9
Coding region: 1-1785 (594 amino acids)
Biological process (GO): sodium ion transmembrane transport
Cellular component (GO): membrane
Molecular function (GO): ligand-gated sodium channel activity
Source: RefSeq, a predicted model, not a curated record
AUGCAACCGAAAAUUGACGACAGCGCGCCGUCAGCAGCGGCAAGGACUACAACAUCGACGUCGCGGAGAAGCAGCUGGGAUGAAAACGAGGACUCGCUGUUGACUUCGUCGACAGCUUCACUGCAAUCGCCGCAGGAUAAGUCCAGAAGGUCGGGACCAGGUCCUGGUCCUGGACUACUGAUUUUUCCCGGCACCGCGCAAAGACAUCAGCAUAAUCCAAAUGGCAGCACGGCCAGCAAAACAAUUGCGAAAGCUAAUGAUGGGAACGUGGCCAUUAAUCAGCAAGGACCCAACAGGAGCAUUCGCUCCUUUCGUCGUCCGCCACUAUGGCAACCACCACAAAAGGAUGACGAUGAGGAGGAGGAGAAGCAGGACCUAGAUCGGGAAAAGCCGAGGGACAGCCACGGUGCCUGCCUGGCCAAAGUGCAGGCUUUCAUAAUCGAGUUCCUGCAAGGCUCCUCCAUACACGGAUUCAUUUAUUUGGCCAAGCUAGGCCUGAAUUUCGUCGAACGCAUGCUCUGGUUUGCAUUCAUCUGCGUGGCUUUAUUCAGCAUCAUCUCGUUGAGCAAGCGAACCUGGCAUCGCUUUCAGACCUCGCCAAUGGUUAUAUCCAUGGAUCGGAAUAAGCUGGUCUGGAACACGAGCUUUCCAUCACUGACAGUGUGUCCGCAUAAGCGGAUCGAUGAGUUGAAAGUGGAGGACUAUAUACUUGCCCAUCCCGACCAAUUCUUGUCCGAGGAGGAUCAAGAGGAUUUCCGUGAUUUUAUUGUGAAACUUGCCAGUCUCACUUACGACAACUUGGAGACACUGCCGCUGAACAAAUCGUAUGGGAUUCCGAGUAGCAAGUACUUGGACCUCCUCUACGAAUUGAAAUGGGCCUUCGAGCCGGAAAUCAGCAGCGGCGCCGCCGUCAAAAUGUUCAUAUACGAGACGCAUACGGAGUUUGGGAUUUGCCAUUCAGUCAACUCGCUGGUGGCUCGCUACAACUCCUUCGACUAUUGGCGUUCCGGAGAUUGGAGCCUGUUGGACCACGGGGACAGGGUCACAGUUCAUCCGCUGGAUGGCGAGAUCUACGCGCAGAUUAUCAACCUUUCGACGGCCUACGAUGUUUAUUUUCAUGGUGCUGGGGAUGUGCCGAGCAUCUCGAAGCAGAGGUAUACCUUCCCGGAGAGUGACUAUACCACAGUGGAACUGAUUGCCCUGGAGAUCUAUACUAAUGAGGAGGCCAGAGCCACCAAACAAAGGAGCUGUCGCUUCAACUACGAGGCCGAGGAAAUGAUGACGGUGCCCAUCUAUAGUUUCGGCCUCUGCCUCUCCGAGUGCAGAAUGUUUUUCGCUCUGCAGGUCUGCGGAUGCGUUCCGCACUUCUACCGGAACCUCUGUGGGUAUAAUCAUAUUUUUGGGACACAGAUACGAAAUGGUCGAAGGUUGCCUGUUUGCGGGCUGGAGGGCAUCGGUUGCCUGGUCAAAAUUAAACGCGAGAUAAUUUCAUUGAAAUCGGACAAAUACAAAAUCAAUUGCAAUUGUUUGGCCAACUGUGAUGACUCCAACUUCUUUGUGCAAUCCUACCGCUCGCGUGUCUGGUUUCUGGGCGCUAAUCUCCAAUGGGGUAUUUUGGAACAUCCCAAGAUGCAACUCCGGCGGGACGUCCUCUUCUCCUUCGCCGAUGUUUUGGUAUACAUUGGCGGCCUUGUCGGAUUUUUCUUGGGCUGCAGUGCCCUCAGUUUCACGGAAAUUAUCUACUACUUUACGGCACGAUUCGUGCGGCGCAUGUUUUGCAACUAA